Laccaria bicolor S238N-H82 is the source of this 4641-nucleotide messenger RNA. RefSeq lists its product as uncharacterized. Bases 1 to 4641 code for a protein of 1546 amino acids. The record is from RefSeq and is a predicted model, not a curated record. Gene Ontology annotation, molecular function: zinc ion binding; metalloendopeptidase activity. The transcript is spliced from 7 exons. Gene Ontology annotation, cellular component: extracellular matrix. Lineage: Eukaryota; Fungi; Basidiomycota; Agaricomycetes; Agaricales; Hydnangiaceae. Gene Ontology annotation, biological process: proteolysis.
AUGUCGGCUGCAGCACCUCUUCCUAGUAGUGCUCCUCCGGCAUCCAGUCCAGCUCAAACCGUCGUAGGCCUGUCCAGUUCUGCCAUCCCAUCUGUCGUACCCAGCACCAUCCAGCCUGUCACUGUUCAGCCAGUGGAUCCUGCUCAGCCCAAGGUAGACAUUCCUAUACCUGGCAAACCGGUAGUUCCGACGACGCCUGCCGUGCCUAUGGGCCCUGGUCCAGCUCAAACACCGAUACCUUCUCAGCCAUCAUUUCCUACUCAGCCUGUGGGGCCUGGUCCAUCUGUACCUACGCAACCUACACAACCCAUCCAACCCUCGGCACCUUCUCAACCUUCUGGACCUAGUCAACCUUCGGGACCUAGUCAGCCUUCGGGGCCCAGUCAGCCUACCAUCCCCGACCAACCAAUUGAUCAGAUGAGCCCCUCCUGGUACCAACGGUUUUGUGCCGAUGUUGCGAUUAACCGACAAGUGGCGCAGAGCCUCAAGGACGGCUUCUCGAGUCCUGGAAUUGGCAUCGCAGCUGCGGUUCUCAGCAAGUCCUCGAUCUUGUGGCCUAAUCAAACCGUUUUGAGCUACUGCUUUAUGCCGAAGAACUCCGGUAACGCCAACCAGCAAGCGAAAGUCAAGAAUACCGUCCAAGAGUGGUCUAAAUACGCCAAUGUCAAGUUUCAGAAUGUUGCUUACGAUUCAACGAAGCCCGCAGAUUUGAGGAUCACAUUUAAUCCAUCGUCGGGAUCCUGGUGCUACGUUGCAGAGGAACUCAAGAACGUUCCAGCUAACCAACCCACCACGAACCUUGGUUGGAUCGAUCCCAGCUCAAUCACAACCAGCGACGAUAUUGGCGUUAUUCUUCAUGAAUUCGGACACGCAUUGGGGUUUUUGCAUGAGCACCAGUCACCUGCUCGUGGAGGUACCUUGACGCUCAAUCGUGAUGCUGUUAUAAGCUUCUAUACGUCUACUCAAGGUUGGACAGCGGACCAAGUUCAAAAGCAAAUAUUGGAUGUCUACAAUCUCAAUGAUGUCUCGAAUUUCAGCGCCCUCGACCUUACUUCUAUCAUGAUGUAUUUCAUGCCCGCGCAAAUGAAUCUCGAGCACAUUGAAGUCCCACCGAAUAACAAGCUGUCGGAGCUCGACAAAGCGUUCGCGUUCAUCAACUACCCAUAUCCUGCGGCUAGCCCUUUCGAUUCUAAAUGGACAAUCGAUCAUGCUUUGGCUGUUGCUGGGGUCGAUGCGGACAGCAAGACUAAGAUUUUACAGGCAUAUGCUCAGCAAGACUGGGUGAACGUACGAUACUACUUUUCUCUUUUUACCACCUCUGCACACGCGGCUUCGUCGAAUACCGCACCACAAGGUGCAACCAGCGGCAAUAACACGAAGCCGAGCACCCCAGCGGACAAUGAUUACAGAGUGGCGGGUUAUUGCGAUACAGACAAAUUAACCCCUUCCAUUGCUCCACCCGACGCUAGUCACGGCGUUACAGGAUUGAAUCAUCUCUUAUGGACUCCGGGACAAAAAGUCACUUUUACCUUCCUUGAUGAUACCGACAAGGACUUUGUUUCUCCUUCUAACGAACGCCGCAAACAACGCGUCCGCGACACGUUUGCCGUUUAUCAGAACUAUGUCAACCUCAAGAUCGAGGAGGUUGCGUAUAACCGUAAAUCACCUGCGCUUAUUCGUAUCUCCUUUGGCCCUGUGCCUGACUCCAGCUCAUGGAGUUGUGUAGGCACGGAGUCGAGCGACGGCCGAACAUUCAAAGCCCAAAGUUUAUAUGGGGGAUUGCUUGAAACCACGAUGAUGUUCUGGGAUACCCAUGUUCCCGAGCUCCUCCCUUCGACACAGAAAGGCCAGGACAAAGAGACCUACACACUCUUCCACGAAAUCGGUCAUGCACUUGGGUUGAUCCAUGAACACGUCUCCCCGAAAUCAUUCACCAUGGACGAGCGAGACAAGCUCAAUUUUUUUAUCUAUACACCAUUCGAUGAUAAGUCCAUUAUGCUUUACCCAGAAAAGUCGCUACGGGGAAGCACACUUUUCAACAUCCUUUUGACGGAUCUCAACCCGACUCCUUCGAAACGGGACUUUGCUUUACUCGGUGCUAUUUACCCUGGUGUCCCCGGUGAUCAGGCAGAUCUUAAGUUCGAGCAAGACUUGAAUACCUUGGGCUUGUCUGCGGACAGUGACGCUGUAAGCAAGUUGAAUGCGCAAAGACUCUUGGCGUUUAAAGCCGAGACGGAGGAAGGCUUCACGGAAGGCAUUGCAGAACUUCGCACUCAAUUGAGUGCCGCUCUUGCAGCUUAUGCUGAGCAGCACCCUCGGUAUAUCCAAGUACAAGAUGUACCACCGCAAAGUGUCAAUCCAGGAAUCUCGGCUCCUGCCCAAGCUAUCUUACCACCAACCAAGGGAUCUUUCCUAACGACGCUCCUAAACAAUCUUCAACAACUUUUUGCUCCCACCUCAGGGCAAAUUUUUGCACUCCAAUUUCCUGGACGUUUCCUUCAGCAGGACCAAUUCUCGUGGGAUACGUCUGCCGUUGGCGCCUAUGGCCAGUUCGUAAAACCAACAGUUGUGAAUGAGAACGAGUUUCGCCUCGUUGACCAACUCUACAACCUGGGUAGUGUGGUCGGUGCCCCCAACGGCAUCAAUCUCUCCAUUGUUUACGAGCAAUGCCUCAACAACGUGCUUCCUGGAUUUACGUCUUCUGCAGGUAUCGUCUCAAAGCAGCAAGAUCAGAUUCGCCAGUGGCUCCUUAAGGAGGUUCCGACUGAGGGUUGGGUGAAGGAUCUCAUCGCUUCCCAGCAUUCAGGGACGUCUGCGUCGACUGUCCCUGCCUCAUCUAUCAACACUAGUCCAUCAACAUCGUCCGGAAUUCAACCACAGUUUGCUGUUGUCAACAAGCUCACGGGAGAUACGGUCAAUCGGAUGGAAUUGGCUGAGGCUUUGAUGCAGGAGUACCUGACUGCAAAACAGGUAUGGGAGCUCGAGCGUGAUGCAAUGAUCCAGGCUGCUACUCCAGAGACCCUCAACGAUGUUACUCGGAAUCUCUCCCACAUCACUGCGAUCCGAGACGCUCAGCUUGCGGCCAAGUACGCAGACGCAGUCGUGCGAGGGUACUCUCAUACCAUCCGCCAGUAUCUGGGGUACAUGGAUAUCAAGAGUCCCUCGGAAUUCCUGCAAGACGCGAAAGAUGCUCUCCGUGAAGCGGCGGUGAGCUCUCUCGACGGAACUUUGAAGGUGUAUCCUGUUCAGAUGCAACCCAUUGAUUGGUUCCAAGGGCUUUCGACCUCGUUCACGUUGGAAGAUCUGACCGCCGAUCCUGACCUCAUUGAGCAGCAGAUUAAUGCAAAGUCACAGCAACUCGAUGUCCUGCAGUCACGCCUUGCGGCGUUAGAGCUCAGUCCCAAGGCCGACUUGAACGCUUUGCAACAGCAACUCGAUGCAGCGCAGGCCGGCUACGACAGUGCACAAUCUGACCUGGCGAACGCUUACAAUAGCAAUAUCAUCGCUCUCGCUCAAAGCUGCAUUAACGCAGCUGGCGUUUUCUUAGAGCCCGAAUUCGAUGCUGCAGCAGCACUUUACCAGCUCUCGCAGGCGGACUUUGAAGGGAUUGGUGCUGCAAUGAAAAAGGUUACGGACGCUCAAAGUGCUGUGACGAAGGCCUCGCGUGCAUAUUCUCGACUGCUCUCAGCUAAGGCCCUCGCCAAUGCAACAGACACAGAGAACGCGAAAACACAGCUUAACCUUGACAUCACAGCCAUCACCAAGGAUCUUGCUGAGCUUACCGCUCGUCGUCAAGCCCUUCGAACACCCCAGGCAGCGGCAGCCAAGCCCGCCGCCUCCAUCAACGAUUUUACGAAUGUGCCAGCUAAUAUCACGCCAUCCGGGGGGAGCAGGUGGCAGGACAUUGUCAUGCACCACACCAUAGCAUCCAAGUUCACGACUGAUAGCAGCUCCAGCACAGGUAGCACAUCCAGGACCGACUGCGGAUUGUUCCUCUUUGCCUCUGCAGCUCAAGCAGACGCUGCCGCAGCGAGCUCAAGUAAUACAUCGAGCGAGUCAAACUUUGAUGCUCAGAUCGGCUUCCGUGCAACGUUGGUGACGGUGGAUCGGGGAGGAUGGUUCCAGCCACAGUUUUUCAAGCAAUCAAACGGGUUUUACCACAUCGAUCCCAACGUAUCUUGGUCCAAGUGGCCAAACGGUGUUGCGACUAUGGAUGACCUCAAGUCACGUGGGGAGAGUGGUCUUGAAGCCCUCAACAGGUACCUCCUGCCGGCAUAUCCUGUGGGUUUCAUCAUUUGUAAGGAUAUCACGAUCAAAAUCGCCAUGUCCAGCACGGACGUUGCAGCUUCUGCCUCGAAUCUAGAAGCUACCCUGGCGCAAUCCACAGGGGUACUCUGCUGGUCUACCAGCUCUUCUGAGACCACAACAGCAUCAUCAAAGACGUACAGCUUCACAACGGCGUCUGAUGGCAUAGUCAUCCGUAUUCCUGGCCCGCAGAUUUUAGGGUAUUAUCUUCAGCUAACGGAUCCUGACCAAACCCAGCCCGUUCCGAGUACCCUUCCAGAUGGAUUCUUAAUCUCUGACGCUCAAUAUGAUUCGGUAGUUACCACCCCCAACGCUGCAAAGCCGAAACCCACUUGA